Messenger RNA from Protomyces lactucae-debilis, 936 nucleotides. RefSeq lists its product as uncharacterized. The transcript has a single exon. The record is from RefSeq and is a predicted model, not a curated record. NCBI's taxonomy places the organism in Eukaryota, Fungi, Ascomycota, Taphrinomycetes, Taphrinales, Protomycetaceae. The coding region runs from base 1 to 936 and encodes 311 amino acids.
AUGCACUCGCCAAUUUUGCUUGGUAGUCUCUUGACCAUCGGGUCUAUCUUCCGCGCAUGCCAAGCAAUGUCUGUCGGGUAUGUGCUCGAAGCCCGGAACGUCACUGGCGCCUGCAAGGACGUUGCCCAAUUUCGAGAAAACUUUGAAGCCAUCGCAAAAAACAUCCCUAGGUCUGCAGAUGGAAAGGACCUUGUCGUGCGGGUGCCAUCGUCUGGCUGUAGAGUUCUACAUACGGCAAUCUCUGCUCUCGAGUCUCAACGCUUCUCCAACCUUCGUCUUUGGCUGGAUUUUGACAUUCCAACUAUUCAAGAGUCAGGAGAUUCUCGCAACGUGACCGUCAACAAUGAGAUAUUGCGCUUUGUCGUCGAUGAUAUCAGGGUGGAGACAAAAUAUGGCAAAGCAUGCAACCACCUGGCUGGCGUUUCUCUUGAGCACUACGGCAACCUCAACUCUCAGGACAUCGCCCAAGCAUUGAACCAAAUCAGCAUCAGCGCCCCCAUUGGUUUCAAUCCAAACAAACCAGAGGCAUGUCGUGCAACCAAAACAGGAUUCAAGACCUCUGCAGACGCUUGGCUCUCGCAGUACACGGAGCUUGCACGCAAUGUCGAGCACGUUGCAUUUCCCCACGAUGUGUCAUCUGAGGAGACCGGCGUCCGUGAUGCUACUUCCUCGCUAUUGAACACGGUCGACAGGCUGAAGAACGCAUUUCCUUCGUUGCCAAUCGUGGUAGCAGGCACUGGCUGGAGCUCGGUCAAUUCAGCAGCAUCGACGGCCAAUGAACAGCUUUACUGGCAGCAGUUCAAUUGUCCAACAGGGGAGUUUGCAAAAGGAAACAGCGUUGAUACCGUUUACUGGGACUCGAUCAUCGAUGACACCAAGUCGAACGGCUUGCUGAAUCCAAAAGGGAAACCCAAGUUCCUCUUACAAGAGUGUUAG